This is a messenger RNA of Girardinichthys multiradiatus, 2125 nucleotides long. It is a transcript of the gene thoc1, whose product is annotated as THO complex 1. Gene Ontology annotation, molecular function: protein binding. Gene Ontology annotation, cellular component: THO complex part of transcription export complex. The coding region runs from base 45 to 2009 and encodes 654 amino acids. The transcript has 21 exons. Gene Ontology annotation, biological process: regulation of DNA-templated transcription elongation; mRNA export from nucleus; signal transduction. Lineage: Eukaryota; Metazoa; Chordata; Actinopteri; Cyprinodontiformes; Goodeidae. The record is from RefSeq and is a predicted model, not a curated record.
CCCGGAGCUAAUCUGUAGACACUUCCGGUGGCCACAGCGUAAAGAUGUCGCCGCCCGUAUUCAAUUUUGUCGACGUUAAGGAAAAAUUUACGGCUGCUGCCAGACACGCACUCUCGGGAAAAACCUGCAAACAUUUGAUCGCCGUGUUUAACCAGAUCUCCGGAAAUGAGACAGAAAAGAAGACCACACUUGACCAGGCCCUCCGGGGUGUUCUUGGUGAUCAGAUUGUUGAGCAGAAGGCGAGCUGUCACGACUAUCUGUCUCUCAUCUACCUGAGUAUCGAUGCUGUUACUGAGGGAAUCUGCUCUGCCACAACUCCAUUCGUCCUGCUGGGAGAUGUACUGGACUGCCUUCCACUUGACCUGUGCGAGAAAAUAUUCUCUUUCGUUGAGGAAAAUGUGUCCACCUGGAAAUCGAGCUCCUUUUACACCGCAGGAAAGAACUACCUGUUGAGAAUGUGUAACGAUCUUCUAAGGAGGCUGUCCAAAUCCCAGAAUACAGUAUUCUGUGGACGAAUCCAGCUUUUCUUGGCACGACUCUUCCCUCUGUCUGAGAAGUCGGGUCUGAAUCUACAGAGCCAGUUUAACCUGGACAAUAUAACAGUGUUCAACAAAAAUGAGCAGGAGAGCACUCUUGGCCAGAAGCAGACAGAUGAAAAGGAAGACAGCAUGGAGGUGGAGGAAGGGGAAAUGGGGGAGGAUGAUGCACCCGCGCCCUGUUCUAUCCCAAUUGAUUACAACCUAUACAGAAAGUUCUGGAUGCUGCAGGACUACUUUAGAAAUCCGCUGCAGUGCUACGAUAAAUUCUCAUGGAUGACAUUCCUUAAGUAUUCAGAUGAGACCCUUGCAGUUUUCAAGAGCUUCAAGCUGGAUGACAUGCAGGCCUCUAAGAGGAAGAUGGAGGACCUCAGAGCCUCUGAUGGGGAGCAUGUUUAUUUUGCCAAGUUCCUCACGAGUGAGAAGCUGAUGGACUUACAGAUCAGCGACAGCAACUUCAGGCGGCAUAUACUGCUGCAAUACCUCAUCCUCUUCCAGUACCUGAAGGGUCAGGUUAAAUUCAAAAGCUCAAGCUGUGUUCUGAGUGAUGACCAGAGUACAUGGAUUGAGGAGACAACUAAGCUAGUUUAUCAGCUGCUGAGGGAAACGCCUCCUGAUGGAGACAAGUUCGCCACCAUGGUGGAGCAUAUCCUCAACACGGAGGAAAACUGGAAUGCCUGGAAGAACGAGGGAUGUCCAAGCUUUGUGAAAGAAAGAACAGUUGAUGACAAACCCAAAAGACCCACCAGGAAAAGACAAGCUCCAGAGGACUUCCUUGGAAAAGGGCCAGACCGCAAGAUUUUCAUGGGGAAUGAUGAGCUGACCCGACUGUGGAACCUGAACCAGGACAACAUGGAGGCCUGCAAGUCCGACAGCAGGGAGUUUAUGCCGUCACUGGACGAGUUCUUUGCAGAAGCCAUCGAGCAAGCCGAUCCAGCUAGCAUGGUAGAGGAUGAAUACAAGGUUGUGCGUAACCCAAACUACGGCUGGCGGGCUUUGAGGCUCCUGUCCAGGAGGAGUCCACACUUCUUUCAGCCAACCAACCAGAAGUUCAAAAGCCUGGCAGACUACCUAGACAGCAUGGUCAGCAAACUGGCCAAAGAACUGCCGAAGGAUAUUCCUUCAGAAGAAAUCAAGACAGGAGAGGAGGAUGACGACGACAAUGGAGACAAUCUUCUUAAAGACGGCAAUGACAGUCCGAGCAUCCAGAGUAAAAUCGUAACUAACCAGCAGAUGGACGACCUUGCGGCCAAACUGGGCGCUCAGUGGAAGACGCUGGCUUCUCAGCUGGAGAUGAAGGCGGUGGAGAUGCGGGAAAUCGAGACGGACAGCGAAGAUGUUGAGAUGCAGGCCAAGCUGCUGCUUGUUGCCUGGCAGGACAGAGAGGGAACCCAGGCAACAGUGGAGAACCUGGCGACUGCUCUUAACGCUGCAGGGUUCUCCCAGAUUGCGGACAGCCUCAAUGAGGCUUAGACAUGUUGCUUGAUCUGUACCUGCAUUACAUUGGAGUAACAUUUUUGUAUGUGAAAUAGGUCUGAAACAUUUUUUCCACUGUUGAAAUCUAAUAAAAAAGCUCUUUUUCCAAGACA